GGCAGAUACAAGAGUGCAGAGAUCAAGCCAUAAGUAAUUCUACCACCGAGGGACCAAGGAGGCAUUCAAGCAAGCAUAUCAUGAUUGAGAGUGACAGAGAGCUGUCGACUAUGGUGCAGGAGCUCUGGGACAAUGAUAUCAACAGACUCAAACCUGGUGUAGACUACAGGAUCUCUCUUCAGGGAAAAGCCGGAGAUGUGAUGGCCCUGAAUGAUGACAACGACGGUGCUGGAUAUCCCCUGUUUACAUAUGUCAAUGAGAACAUUUUCAAAAAGGAGACAUUUCUAGCAUUCAUCUCUCUCUUGGAUAACUAUGAGAGUGACACAGGCGAGCCAGAGAUCGUAACCCCCGAGGAGGAAGCAGAGAACCACAAGUUCCUGGACUCUGUCAUUCAGACGCCUACCAUGAAGAUAGUCCAUAAGUACCUGGUAGAGAAGCACCUCUCUCCAAAAAAUGAAACAGACUUUAAGGGGCAGCUGUACAGGAUCUGGUUUGAACUCUACGCCAGAAGAGGAUCCAGCAGGCCUGACUCCUCCGGGUUUGAACACGUGUUUGUAGGAGAGACGAGAGGAGGUCGAACUGUCAUCGGCUUUCACAACUGGAUCCAGCUCUAUCUACAGGAGAAGCUGGGACACAUUGAUUACAAGGGUUACAGCGUCAAUGCAAAUUCUCCCCAGCCCGAUGAGAACAAGCACAUCCUGGCACUACAGUUCAGCUGGAAGAAUGGUAUAAAGCCCAAGGGAAGCAUCUUCAUUGGUGUUAGUCCGGAGUUUGAGUUUGCCCUCUACACUCUCUGUUUCCUCACCUCACCCAAUGAGCGCGUCAAAGUCCAGUUUAGUUUCUACGAGGUGGAGAUUGUCUGCCACCACUACAACCAGAAGCACAUUGGCACCACCUACCCUGUGCUUAUUAAGUAUCAGAAUCCUAUAUAA
Molecule: messenger RNA, 932 nt
Organism: Lampris incognitus (smalleye Pacific opah)
Lineage: Eukaryota; Metazoa; Chordata; Actinopteri; Lampriformes; Lampridae
Gene: endou2
Product: endonuclease, polyU-specific 2
Exons: 7
Coding region: 81-932 (283 amino acids)
Molecular function (GO): RNA endonuclease activity
Source: RefSeq, a predicted model, not a curated record